Molecule: messenger RNA, 1284 nt
Organism: Rhododendron vialii
Lineage: Eukaryota; Viridiplantae; Streptophyta; Magnoliopsida; Ericales; Ericaceae
Exons: 3
Coding region: 1-1284 (427 amino acids)
Molecular function (GO): nucleic acid binding
Source: RefSeq, a predicted model, not a curated record
AUGGCAGCAGUGCAAUUAAUUCAAGAUUUUGAUAAUGUAAUUGUCAAACAUGUUUCAAGGAGUAUGAACACCGAAGCCAACCGCUUGGCUCAGGCCUCAACAGGUCUGAAGCUAGCUCUAGAAACAAUCCACAAGAUCAUCACAGUCCAAAAAAGGUUGUUACCUUCUGUUAGAAGGAGAGGUCUAGUACUGGAGGUAUUUACUUCUGAUUUCACAGGUGAAGAAUCAGAUGAUGAACUAGAAAAGGAUUGGCGGCAUCUUGAGGCCAUGAGGGUCAUGAGUGAAGUCCAUGAAAGAAUCUGUGGCGCCCAUCAAUCUGGAAUUAAGAUGAGAUGGCUAAUCAGAAGGUAUGGCUACUAUUGGCCAACCAUUUUAGAGGAUUGUAUUCAUUUUUCUAAAGGAUGUCAACCUUGCCAAGCCCAUGGCCCAAUUCAGCGUGUUCCUGCAGCUGAUUAUCAUGCUGUGGUCAAACCUUGGCCAUUUAGAGGUUGGGCCUUUGACGUAAUUGGAAAAAUUUAUCCGCCCUCUUCAGGAAAUCAUACUUACAUCUUGGUAGCCACGGAUUACUUCACCAAGUGGGCAGAAGCCGUACCAUUAAAGUCUGUGGAUCAACAAAAGCAAAAUAUUAUUAUCUCCAAUUCUACUCCUUAUUACGCACAAGGAAAUGGCCAAGCUGAAUCCACCAACAGGACUCUUGUCAACAUUAUCGAGAAAAUGGUGGAAGAUAAUCCAAGGGCCUGGCAUGAAUUGCUUUCUGAGGCCUUAUGGACCUACAGAACCUCAAAGAAGGAAGCCACCAAUAUAACUCCUUAUAUGUUGGUAUAUGGGCAUGAUCUAGUCCUACCAAUGGAAGUGGCAGUAAAGUCAACAAGAAUAGCAUAUCAAAAUGGCCUCACUCCUGCAGAUUAUACUCAGGCUAUGCUGAUGAAGCUUGAAGACUUGGACGAAGUUAGGCUUGCAGCCCUUGAUCACAUGUUGGUUCAGAAAAGAAGAGUCGCUAGAUCUUAUGACAAACGUGUAAGGAAAAAGAGCUUUACUAAGGGUGACUUGGUUUGGAAGGCAGUCUUCCCCUUAGGAGAAAAGAAUCCAAGAUAUGGCAAGUGGUCUCCAACCUGGGAAGGACCGUACCAGAUUGCUCAAGUCCUUAGAGGUAAUGUUUAUCUUCUUAUGGACCUAAAUGGUGGUUUAUUUAAGCAUUUAACAAAUGGAAAGUACCUAAAGCAUCACUAUCCUUCUAUGUGGGAGAUGAGAGACUGUGGAGAAAUUCAAACUACCAAACCAUAA